This is a messenger RNA of Dreissena polymorpha, 1252 nucleotides long. RefSeq lists its product as uncharacterized. The record is from RefSeq and is a predicted model, not a curated record. The transcript is spliced from 3 exons. Lineage: Eukaryota; Metazoa; Mollusca; Bivalvia; Myida; Dreissenidae. Bases 6 to 686 code for a protein of 226 amino acids.
UAGCGAUGAGAGAAGUCAUCCGGAAGACCGAUGCACGACAACCGUAUAUCGUUAUGACAGAAAAGUCGAAGGUAUUUGCAACGGCUGCUGUAAGCCACCCAGCCAGCCACACGGACGAGGGGACCACCCUUCUCAACCCUCUGCCGGCAGCAGAUGUGCCAAUAGCAACGGCACUAUCAUCUCCAUCAAAACAGAAAAACAGCGUGGUGGGGAAGAUUGUUCAGGAGGAAGCACCCCGGACCGUUCGGAUCAAUGAUGAAGAGGUCACCAUCAAGGUGGUGAAGGUGGAAGACUCCACCUCCAACUGCAAUGUCACACUGUGGAGGGCCGCUGCCGCUGCAGAUGUGAGGCCAGGUGACUACAUCCGUGUCACAGACGUCAUAGUCAACCAUUACAAUGGUUCAACAAGCCUGUCCACUACUGCUAGAACGAAAAUUGAGAAAACUGAAGUGCCAGUGUCUGAACGCGAUGUGGUUGUUGUUGGCGCUUGUGUCGACGGUGCUACAGUCGAUCUCCUAUUGGAUGAUGACACUGAAGUGAAAGUGCCUGUGGUCAUGAUGCAGGGGUUAGUUGGGGACGAAGACAUUGAGGAGGCAUCUGCAGCAGGCUUGCAAGUGCACAUAACUUCGCAAGGGCCGGAUAUCGUGAGCCUGGAGCUGAUCGAGGAGGCCUUAAUGCUUGGGUGAAAGUUUUCAGACAUGCCUGAAGUUCAGGUUUUUUGAAAGGCAAUUUUUUUACUUUUCUUAAGUAAUUACUAUUGAAAGUACCGCCAUUUCAUACUUUUCUGGUUUUUCAAUAUUUUGUACUUUCACCCAUGUUAAUGUGAAAGCCUAACUUGUGCACUACUCGACUGACUCUGAAUGGCUAGUCAUUCUUUGUGCAAUUUCAUUGCUGAUCUCACUUACCUGUACAAUAGUUGAAAGGCAUAAUGUUUUGUUUUUUCUGUUCUUGUCAUAUUUGUUCAGUUGACCACUCAAUUUCUACUAAAAACAUCUUGAAAAAAAGGAACAUAUUCAAUUUAUUUCAAUUACUGGUCAAUAUAUGCAAGCAAGUUGUGUUUUAAGAUAAACUGAAUAUUUAAUCAUUGUUUGAAAUCCAUGUCAGCCUCGAUAUCAGAAUUCACUCUUUGGUAAUCUUUGCAAGUCAUACCUUCCCUAAGGUUUUACCACUUUAUCUCAUCAUCAUUUAUAAAAGUUACAUUGUGGAAAGUUGCAUGUAAAAUUACAUGGUGGAAAGUUGCAUAUAUGCAAUA